This is a messenger RNA of Paracoccidioides brasiliensis Pb18, 630 nucleotides long. RefSeq lists its product as uncharacterized. The transcript has 2 exons. The record is from RefSeq and is a predicted model, not a curated record. The coding region runs from base 1 to 630 and encodes 209 amino acids.
AUGCGCCGCGGCAUGACCUUUGAUGAUAAGCGCUAUGAUUUCAAAAGCACAUCCCCCAGUGUGACCUCGUUUCGUAAAUUUCAGCCGCUCACUGAGCUCCGUAGCUCAGGAAACGCAGAUCUCUGGAUAAGCAGGUGCUCAAAUGAUCCCGUUCCAUCAGUCAACGCCCAGCAGAUGAAUGAACUAACAUCGAUUCAUUCAGCGCACAAGCCAAGCCUCUUCAAGAGAAAUUGCGAGGAACUCUACGGCAACCGUGUCCUCCGCUGUCUGAUGAUCUCACCCACUGGCCGGCCAAUCUAUGACUACAAGUCACCCUUGGAGCUGCUCACAGCACUUCGCGAUGCUAUAAAGGCUCAGUCUCUUUACUUGGAUGGGAACAUCCUUGAUCGAGAUAAUUCAGAUAACAAUAUAAUAAUAAUUGAUCCGGACAAGGAGGAUGGUUACUCAGGCAUGCUAACUGAUCUGGCUCUAUCCAAAGAAGUUGGUAAUAAGCGAAGUGGCGCACGGCACCAGACCAGCAUGAUGGAGUUUAUGGCAAUUGAUGUGCUACUUAAUAUUGAUCAUACCUACCGGCAUGACCUCGAGUCGUUCUUCUACGUGCUUAUCUGGCAAUGUGCCCGUCACGGUUAG